AUGUUCCUCCCAAGAGUCCCAAGUAUUACUGUAGACAGCAAUGUCAUCCAAGUUCAUCUAUUUGCCAAGUUAGAAAAGUGUGAGUUUAACAAAUAUACUGAGUUUCUGGGCUUCAUUAUUUCCAAUUAUGGUAUUCAUAUGGAUAAAAAGAAGGUUAAUGGACAGAUGAAGGAGGAGCUUGAGAAGGAGGAAGAGAGAAAAGUAACUCAGGUGGGAGGCAAAGAGACUGGGGGAGAGAUGGACACAGUGGACCAGAUGCAGGAGGAUCACAGAGGAGAAGAGAAGAGAUUUCAGAAUGAGCCUCAGACUUUAAGCAGCAGGAGUUUCUCCUCAGGGCGACAUUACUGGGAAGUGGAGGGCAGUGAAUCAGGGGAGUGGAAGGUAGGGGUGGCCUAUCCCAGUAUAGAGAGGAGAGGGUAUCAUUACUGGAUUGGGCAGAAUAACAAGUCCUGGUGUUUGUACAGAUGGGAUAAUAACAGAUAUUCAGUGAUACAUGACAAUAAAUGGACAGAUUUACCCCACGUCCCUUCCUGCAGGAGAAUCAGGAUCUCAUUGGACUAUGAGGCCGGACGUCUGUCCUUUUAUGAGCUGAGUGAACCAAUCAGACACUUACACACCUUCACUGCCACAUUCACUGAGCCCCUCCAUGCUGCAUUCUUGGUAUUUGGGGCUGGUGCCUGGGUGAGAAUCAUUAGAGAGAGAGAAAAAGGAGCUGAAGUACUGAAACUAGAGACAGACAGACAGAUAACAGACAGAGAGAAGUUGGAGCCAGAGACUCAGAUGCAGGAGGAGGAUGUUGUGUCUCAUUUAAUCCACAAGGGGGAGACAGAGAGGGAAGAGUUGGUCCCAGAGACUCAGAUGCAGGAGGAGGAUGUUGUGUCUCAUAUAAUCCACAAGGGGGAGACAGAGAGGGAAGAGUUGGUCCCAGAGACUCAGAUGCAGGAGGAGGAUGUUGUGUCUCAUAUAAUCCACAAGGGGGAGACAGAGAGGGAAGAGUUGGAGCCAGAGACUCAGAUGCAGGAGGAGGAUGUUGUGUCUCAUAUAAUCCACAAGGGGGAGACAGAGAGGGAAGAGUUGGAGCCAGAGACUCAGAUGCAGGAGGAGGAUGUUGUGUCUCAUAUAAUCCACAAGGUGGAGACAGAGAGGGAAGAGUUGGUCCCAGAGACUCAGAUGCAGGAGGAGGAUGUUGUGUCUCAUAUAAUCCACACGGGGGAGACAGAGAGGGAAGAGUUGGUCAGGCAGAUCCCUGACAUGGAGGAGAUGUGUAACAUGUGCGAUACAUUGUGUUCCUUACUGGCACAGGAAUCACAUGGAGCUGCACUGUGUGGGGCUGAGGGGGCACAUAAUGAGGGGGGCACAGAUGGGAUAAUGGACCCUGGAUUGGCUCAUAUUGUGCUGGGUAUAAGGACACUGAUCUAUGGGCAGGAGGCUACAGACCUGUUACUGGAUAUAAACACGGCUCAUAAUCUUGUAUCUGUAUCAGGGGACAGGAAAUCUGCUUCCUACUCACUAACAGAACUACAUUACCCACAAUCCCCAGAGAGAUUUCAGCUUUAUCCUCAGACUUUAAGCAGCAGGAGUUUCCCCUCAGGGCGACAUUACUGGGAAGUGGAGGGCAGUGAAUCAGGGAAGUGGGGGGUAGGGGUGGCCUAUCCCAGUAUAGAGAGGAGAGGGGAUCAGUCCUGUAUUGGGAAUAAUAACAAGUCCUGGUGUUUGUACAGAUGGUAUAAUAACAGAUAUUCAGUGGGACAUGACAGUAAAUGGACAGAUUUACCCCACCUCCCUUUCUGCAGGAGAAUCCGGAUCUCAUUGGACUAUGAGGCCGGACGUCUGUCCUUUUAUGAGCUGAGUGAGCCAAUCAGACACUUACACACCUUCACUGUCACAUUCACUGAGCCCCUCCAUGCUGCAUUCUGGGUAGGGUGGGAUUCCUGGGUGAGAAUCAUUAGAGAGAGAGAAAAAAGAGAUGAAGUACUGACACUAGAGAGAGACAAACAGAUAAGAGACAGGAAGGAUCUGACCCCAGACAUAGAGAAGUUCUACCUAAAGACUCAGAUGCAGGAGGAGGAUGUUGUGUCUCAUAUAAUCCACAAGGUGGAGACAGAGAGGGAAGAGAUAGAACAGUCAAUACAUGAAGUGUGUAAUCUGUUUGAUACAUUAGUUGUCUCACUGGCACCAGAAUCAGAAGGAAUUGAGGGGGCACAUAAUGAGGGGGGCACAGAUGGGAUAAUGGCCCCUGGAUUGGCUCAUACUGUGCUGGGGUGGGAUACCUGGGUGAGAAUCAUUAGAGAGAGAGAAAAAAGAGAUGAAGUACUGACACUAGAGAGAGACAAACAGAUAAGAGACAGGAAGGAUCUGACCCCAGACAUAGAGAAGUUCUACCUAAAGACUCAGGUGCAGGAGUAG
Molecule: messenger RNA, 2406 nt
Organism: Xenopus laevis (African clawed frog)
Lineage: Eukaryota; Metazoa; Chordata; Amphibia; Anura; Pipidae
Exons: 6
Coding region: 1-2406 (801 amino acids)
Source: RefSeq, a predicted model, not a curated record